CCAGAGGUUUGUUUUCUGGUAGCCGCCAUUAAACAAAAGGAUCCCCUGUGGAGAGAGCGCUGGGUUCGAGGAGCAGAGCUGGGACAGGCCGAGGGUUAAGGGGAGGGGAGAACCGGGUGAAAUAUCGGGGCAAACCGUCUGCGGAGGUUGAGGAACCGGAACCGGGGCGCUGCAGGCCCACAGGAAGGAAACAGAAGCUCCGGAAGGCCCGGGCUAGGGGGAACUGAGCCUCGGCAGAAGCAGCGGGAGAGGCUGGGACUACCAGCGUUGAACCUCGGUGUCGCAUCAGCACAGACCAGAGCAAGAGGGGGAUAUGAUGUUUCCUCAAAGCAAUAGCCGCCACUCGGGCUCUUCUCACCUGCCCCAGCAACUCAAGUUCACAACCUCCGAUUCCUGUGAUAGGAUUAAAGAUGAGUUCCAAUUGCUCCAGGCACAAUAUCACAGUCUCAAAUUGGAAUGUGACAAGUUGGCCAGUGAGAAAUCGGAGAUGCAACGACACUACGUCAUGUAUUAUGAGAUGUCCUAUGGCCUAAAUAUUGAAAUGCACAAACAGGCUGAAAUUGUCAAGAGGUUGAAUGGAAUUUGUGCCCAGGUUUUGCCUUACCUCUCUCAGGAGCAUCAGCAACAAGUUCUGGGAGCCAUUGAGAGAGCAAAGCAAGUGACUGCUCCAGAACUGAAUUCUAUUAUCCGUCAGCAACUUCAAGUCCACCAGCUGUCUCAGCUACAGGCUCUUGCCCUUCCUCUCACCCCUCUACCUGUGGGAUUGCAGGGACAUUCAAUGCCUGUCAGUGCAAGCAGUGGCCUUCUCUCUCUGUCUGCACUUGGCUCCCAAGGACAUCUUCCCAAAGAAGACAAGAAUGGUCAUGAUGGGGAUCAACGGCCUGAUGAUGACGGGGACAAGUCAGACUAAGACAUGGAGGAAACCUAGAUGAAUAAAGGUGCAGCGCAGUGGUAACUCUAGCACUGUCUAGUGGAGUUACCUUGUAGAGUAUUAUCCCAACAUGCACUGGAAAUCCUCUUUUUGUCAAAGGGUUAACAAAGCCAGAGACUGUCAGCCAGAAGGACCGCUGUAUAUGUUAUUGGACUAUGACUACAUAUAUAUAUUUGGAAUGUAACGCAAAUUGUAUUGUAAAUUGGCUAAUAAUUUUACCAAAAGCACAAACUCACAAUUUUUAUAGAAAACUCAUGUCAUCAUAUUUCUUUGGUUUAUGGACCACUUUGAGCUGUUUAAGGUCUGUUGUGUGGCUCUUUUGCAGAACAUCUACUAUAUAAUAUAACCUGGUUGGCCCCUAGUGUACAACUUUGUAAUUGCCUAUCUUCUUGGAUCAUUCCUUGCUAAUGGCAAUAGCAGUUUGCUCCGCAUAUAUAUGGGAACAAUUUU
Molecule: messenger RNA, 1381 nt
Organism: Nanorana parkeri
Lineage: Eukaryota; Metazoa; Chordata; Amphibia; Anura; Dicroglossidae
Gene: TLE5
Product: amino-terminal enhancer of split
Exons: 7
Coding region: 314-910 (198 amino acids)
Biological process (GO): regulation of DNA-templated transcription; negative regulation of canonical Wnt signaling pathway
Cellular component (GO): nucleus; transcription regulator complex
Molecular function (GO): protein binding; transcription corepressor activity
Source: RefSeq, a predicted model, not a curated record